Molecule: messenger RNA, 867 nt
Organism: Cajanus cajan (pigeon pea)
Lineage: Eukaryota; Viridiplantae; Streptophyta; Magnoliopsida; Fabales; Fabaceae
Source: RefSeq, a predicted model, not a curated record
GAAAACUAUUUGCAUGCACUUUUGAACCCGAUCUAUUCAUCUGCUAUAUGCGUGUAAUAAAAACUAGGUUAAUUUCUUUGAGAAACAAUGGAGGUUUUGCGGUCUCAGAGAAGGCCCAAGGAAUCCGGGAGUGGUGAGGAUCAAAGACAGGCCUUGUACUUAAACCUUCCAAACAAUGGACAAAAAGAUAAAAUUCUUGUCAGAGAGACUAAAUCUGAGAAGGUUUGCUCGAGAAAUAAUGAGACCAAGAAGCAGCUAUAUGUCCCAGGCACAGGACAACAAACUGUGCUUUCGUGGUUGGUUGAUAUGGGAACACUCCAGCCACGUGAGAGGGUUUAUUAUUUGGAUCACAAAAGCAAAAAAGCAUUACUUUGUGGUGAUAUCGUUGGAGGCCAAAUUCUAUGUGACUGCUGUUAUCUAAUUGUGUCGAUUUCGGAGUUUGAAGCUCAUUCAAAAAGCAAAAUUUGUGAUCCACUGAAGAAUAUAUAUGUGGGGGGAGGACGUUCUCUCUUACAAUGCCUGGCACAAACAUGGAGUAUGCAAGAUGAAUAUGCUUGUAAUUUUUUUAAUUUGGUAUGUCUUGAGAGUGAUGACCAAAAUGAUAAUAUCUGUUGCGAUGGUUGCCCAUCAACUUUCCAUGAAAGGUGCUUGGAUAUACAAACCCUUCCAACAGGUGACUGGCAGUGUUGUCCUUGCAAAUUUUGUGUAAAGCAAAAGGACAGCUCUGAGGGUUUUCACCAGUCUAUGAACAAUGCAUGCCGUAUAUGCGGGCAAAGAUAUCACCAGUCCUGUCUCAAGUCCAUUGGAGCCAAUACUGCUCAUUCUAAACAGGAAUUCUUAUGUGGAAACAGUUGUAAAGAGGUAUAA